CUUCGCAUCAUGGCACUCAUGGAUUACCAAACUUUGGCUUCUUUUUCUUUUACCAACAACCAUCCAUUUCAGUCUAGAAGGCUACUUUAGUAAAUGCUAGGCUACAAUUUCCUUCAGAUAGUGUAUGUGGCGUGUUAAGGUUGCAUUGUCUACCAGUGAAGAGACAAAGUAUUUGAGGUCAUGGGGAACUUGGAGAGCGUUUGGUGGACUGUAAUUGACUGCGCCUGCAGGAUCUUCGGUGUUUCUACGGCAACAGUGUUGUGUGCUGUGGGAGUGGAGACUCUGCAUCAAGGAGAAUUCAACAGCCUUGGCAUCUAUUUAUUAGUGUCAUCUGUUGGCAUCAUGAUGUUUGAGUUGGCCUAUUUCCUGGAUACACUUCUGGUAAUGUGUCUGCCCUGUCCACCAGACUGGCAGCUGUUUGUGUUGUGGGGGAAGAUGGCUCAUGUCGGAGGUUUCCAUAAGUUCCUCUAUUACUCCAUAAUGUCAGUGGUCUGCUUCUUGCACCCAGUGUUGGUAUGGCAUGCCAUCAUCCCAGGGAUAAUGCUUCUGGUGACAGCACUUUUAAACUUUAUACUAAGCAAGAAAACAAAGCCCAAACCUCCAAAGAGGCCACAUGGAAGUCUCAGCGACCAAGGCCCGACCAUUGUCUGUGUGGCAGAAACUGCAGCUUCGAACAGCACAGACUCAUUCUUCCACGUGGUGACAGGAAGGAGAAGGGAGGGACCGGCUCUGGCAACCAGAGACCGCUGCCUCGGCCCGGGGGAAAGAGGAGAGAGUGUGCAGGCCAUGCUGGAGCUGGAGCAGACAGCAGCACCUAAAGGCACAGACAGGGAGAGGAGGUGGUGGAAAGAGGGGAGACUGAUAAGCUUCAGAGGCAGGGAGGAGCCUGUGGAGAGAGAGAUGGAGGAGAUGGAGGGAUACUGUGAGCCAGAGCCAGACACCACCUCAGACACUGCUCCUAUGAUUACUGACUGAACAUCCCUCUGCGCUCAGAUGGAGCUCCUUACUGCUAUCACACAAAGGAAAGCAUGUUUAAUGUAUUCAU
This is a messenger RNA of Notothenia coriiceps (black rockcod), 1045 nucleotides long. RefSeq names its product transmembrane protein 72 (gene tmem72). The coding region runs from base 181 to 975 and encodes 264 amino acids. The record is from RefSeq and is a predicted model, not a curated record. Lineage: Eukaryota; Metazoa; Chordata; Actinopteri; Perciformes; Nototheniidae. The transcript is spliced from 5 exons.